Molecule: messenger RNA, 833 nt
Organism: Mytilinidion resinicola
Lineage: Eukaryota; Fungi; Ascomycota; Dothideomycetes; Mytilinidiales; Mytilinidiaceae
Exons: 2
Coding region: 80-403 (107 amino acids)
Source: RefSeq, a predicted model, not a curated record
CGUGAGAAUCGUGUCGAUCGCAGGAUCCCACGACACGAGGACACUUACCUACAUACUUAAAGGCAGAACGACGGCUGUCAUGACAGAAUGCCCAGCCACAUCGAAGCUUACCACUACUCUACUUCAUAAUCACUCGUCUCCAAAACAGCCCAAUUUCAGAGGUACUUCAACAGCUAUGGAGUCCAUCAGCAACAUUCCAAAUGCUACCCUACCCUCGGCCUUCCAAGAUACGACCAUCGCCGUCGCAGGGAAUGUCUCGCACAUGAUCCAAUAUGUCAUUUUCUCAUGGCUUGCCGUGUUCUUCCUCGCGGGCUUCUUGAAGCGGGCGAAAAGUUGGGCACGUGCGAUUAACGUCUCACUCUCUGUACUUUGCGUUUCAAUAGCAGGCGCCCAUUAUCACUAGCUAGCUAGACCACAACAUGACUUUAACAUUUAUUUAGCCUUGGGGACCUGAACCAGCCGUCAAGAUGGCAUCGGAGUUUUGAAUUAGCGAAGCAUGUCUCGUUUUAGAGUGCUUUGCAGCGGUUCUGGCGUAUUGGAAUUGGGGUUCUUGGGAAGAACAGUCCACGGACGGAUUCCAUGGAUAAACUAUUAGAAUCGACCAUGUUCAAUUAUCAUAAAAUAUGAACAUCAUUCCCAGAAUCUCGUAGUAUCACAAUUCACACUGUCUGUUCCAAGGUCGGUGGAACUUCGACGCUUGGGCUCCAGGCAUGUGCUUGUGUGUUUAGCAUACCUUGGACAUAUUGGCGUCACGCGAGACAGCUAGCGCGUAGAUACCGAGCAUAGACAGCUUAGACAGCCUUCGACGACUUGUAUUACAACUGAUUGCAGUG